AUGUCCUGUGUCAAGACUGAGGACAUGGACGGCUCUGUCGCCAACACUCACGCCAACGCCAGCCUUGAUGUUGUUUUUCCCAAUCAGCGCCCACCAGCUGCAAAGCGUGGCCCUUUCAAGGACCAGAAGGCCCGGGAGGAGACAGCAGCAACAAGGAAGAACGGAUCCUGCAUUCGAUGCAAGAUGCAGCGAGUGAGAUGCAAAACCGACCCAGAUGACCCGAAGGGCCCGUGUCUAGGCUGCAAGCCAAGAUCGAACAACAAUCAUCACAAGCAACUUAUCCGCCAGCCCUGUGUACGCCACAAAAUCACGGAAUGUCAUUUCUUCAAAAAGGGCCAAGCACCUGGUUUCGAGUGGACCCAACGUUUCAACAACGGCAUUGUAGACAACAUCAACAACUGGGCGUCGAAUGAAGUGAGAAUUGUACGCUUGUGGGAGGGUUACACGCCUAGCAGUAUGUGGGUCCAGCUUUCUGUAAGAGAAUUCGUUCCACAACCGGGCGACAAGCUGGAACGGACUUGGGUUACCGAGGAAGGUGAAAAGAAGUCUGUGGCGAUCCCCACGUACGCCAUCACGAACCUGGACGACGCGCAGACGGCGUACGAGGAUUAUAUUAAGAGAGGCGUCGUUGAAUGCUUUAACUCGGUCGUGGAGAGUGUGAUGGGUGUCAGGGACCGACUACUCUUCGAGACCUACCUCAAAGCUUGGAAACUCUCGCAAGAUCCUUCGACGGCCCAAGAUGAGAAGGAUCUUCUGCUUCAAACGCUAGAAUUAUGGAUGGCGGUUCGCUUGACGACGAAGUCAAUAGAGAUUGUUGGGGACGACACGCUCGGAAUGACACGCGAUAUUCUGGAUAGCAGCAGCCCGCAGCACGGACGCAUCCCCCUUCCGCCGGUGAUGGGAGCUCAGUUGGACUUGGUCCUCAUCCAGCAUAUACAGACGAGACUUCGACGAGAAAUGCUGGAAAAGCUCCAAAAGAUGACGCUGCAGAAUAAGCAGAAGACUUGGUUGACCACCUACCUGGUGACGUUUAUGUUACUGCACAACAUCGCGCUUGUGACGGAUCACGAUGCUUCAUAUGCCAGGAAGCACGGUAUGAAGACAAAAUUCGCCAGACAGACGGAUGUCCAAGAAUACCAUAUGGGAGGAACGAUUCUCCUCGCGUACUUCCACUACUGCAACAAGGGAAUCUACCCAUUUUCCGAGGAUUGCAGAGACCAGGACUUGCGGACGCUGGCCCAGCUGGACGACGAUGCGGUGCAGUUUAUCCACUACACGCGCGCAAUGGCAUUGCAAAACAAACGUGAAUGGGAAGAGGUUCAACGAGCCAACCAGUACGAGCAGCCAUACUUCUUCGUCAGCCAGCUCUUCCAGCGAGACUGGCAGCCCCAAACGUGGGCAUAUUAA
This is a messenger RNA of Colletotrichum fioriniae, 1407 nucleotides long. NCBI's taxonomy places the organism in Eukaryota, Fungi, Ascomycota, Sordariomycetes, Glomerellales, Glomerellaceae. The record is from RefSeq and is a predicted model, not a curated record.